This is a messenger RNA of Rotaria sp. Silwood1, 324 nucleotides long. The record is from the annotation of a GenBank genome assembly. NCBI's taxonomy places the organism in Eukaryota, Metazoa, Rotifera, Eurotatoria, Philodinida, Philodinidae.
AUGGCAUCUGAUAAUUCAACAUCUUCUUUUCCAAUUAUUGUUUUUAUUAAUGAUUCAUCACCACCAGCUACGAUAACAUUCAAUAAUGAACAAUUAAAGUCAACAUUUAAAUUUGCAAUUUUGGAUGAUAUUGAUCGAAAAAAAGGAUCUGAAGUGAAAGAAUCAGUUGAUAAAAUUAAAAUGUUAUUGAGCAAACGAAUUGAUCUAUAUACUGUUGCUGCUCAUGGCGUUACAAAAACACAUUCAGCUGCAUGGUGGUUAAAAUUUAGUUUUGCAAAAGAAGUUGUAUCCGAUGAUCCUGCUCUUCGUGAAAUUUGUACUUAA